AUGGCUACUCUUUCCGUUGAGUUGAAGACGCCCAUCACUGGUCCAUACCAACAGCCAAUCGGCCUCUUCAUCAACGGCGAAUGGGUUAAAAGUGUUGAUGGAAAGAAGCUCGAAGUCGUGAACCCAUCCACCGAGGAAGUUCUCGUUUCGGUCUAUGAAGGGACUGAAAAGGACAUUGACCUCGCUGUCGCCGCGGCUCGGGUAGCUUUCAACACUACCUGGAAGACCACAACACCUGAGCAGCGAGCCAUCCUGCUCCUCAAACUUGUUGAACUGGCUGAGAAGAACAAGGAGUUACUCGCCGCAGUCGAAUCACUUGAUAAUGGAAAGUCAAUCAAUAAUGCGCGCGGCGACGUGGCCGCUGUGAUCGGCUGUCUGCGCUACUAUGCUGGGUGGGCUGAUAAGAUCGAGGGGAAAACCAUCGACAUUGACCCUGGAAUGCAUCAUUAUACGAGACUCGAGCCACAUUAUGUCGGCCCCAUGUGUUAA
Molecule: messenger RNA, 489 nt
Organism: Clonostachys byssicola
Lineage: Eukaryota; Fungi; Ascomycota; Sordariomycetes; Hypocreales; Bionectriaceae
Source: the annotation of a GenBank genome assembly